UUUAUCUGUCUUUUGCCUGCAGCUUUCCUGAUGUCCCUGUAAAUCCAGCCUGGAAUCUCCUUAGUCCAGGGGGAGGGAACCUCUUGAAUUGAAAAGCUUCCUUCUGCCUCAGUUCCCUGCUUCCUUCCUCUGCCACAACAAGCACCAUCCCCUGAAGAUGGCGUCUGACAGCCCAGAGUCCCUGAUGACGUUAUGCACAGAUUACUGCCUGCGCAAUCUGGAGGGAACCCUCUGCUAUCUACUGGAUAAUGAGACCCUACGGCUUCACCCAGACAUCUUCCUGCCAAGCGAGAUUUGUGACAAGCUUGUCAAUGAGUAUGUGGAGCUGGUGAAGACGGACAGUGUCUUUGAACCCCAUGAAAGCUUCUUCAGCCUGUUUUCAGAUCCACGGAGCACGAGGCUAGCCCGGAUCCAUUUGCGGGAGCAGAUAGUGCAGGACCAGGACCUGGAGGCCAUCAGAAAGCAGGACCUGGUAGAGCUCUCGCUGACUAACUGUGAGAAGCUGACAGCCAAGAGCCUGCAGACCCUGUUGAGUUUCAGCCACACACUUGUCUCCCUGAGCCUCUUUGGCUGCUGUAAUAUCUUUUAUGAGGAAGAGAACCCAGGUGGCUGCGAGGAUGACUGCCUGGUGAACCCCACGCGCCAGGUCUUGGUCAAGGACUUUACCUUUGAGGGCUUCAGCCGCCUGCGCUUCCUGAACCUGGGUCGCCUGACCGAGGGGGUGAAUGUGGAAACAUUGCUUCGUCCCUUGGCUUCCCUCACAGCCCUAGAUCUGUCGGGGAUCCAGCUGCAAGAUGUGGUGUUUCUGACCCAGUGGAAGGACAGUCUGGUUUCCUUAGUGCUUUACAACAUGGACCUUUCAGAGGAGCACAUCCAAGUGAUUGCACAGCUCCGCAAGCUCAGGCACUUGGAUAUUUCCCGAGACCAUCUGUCCAGCUAUUACAAAUUCAAGCUGACCCGGCGAGUGCUGAACCUAUUUGUGGAAAACCUGGUAAACCUCACCUCGCUGGAUAUCUCAGGGCACACCAUGUUGGAGAACUGCACUAUCUCAAGCAUGGAGGAGAAAAUGGGCCAGACAAGCACUGAGCCAGCAAAGAGCAGCAUUGCCCCUUUCAGGGGGCUGAAACGACCACUCCAGUUCCUGGGCCUCUUUGAGACUUCUCUUUGUCGUCUGACACAUAUUCCAGCCUACAAGGUGAGUGGAGACAAGAACGAGGAGCAGGUGCUAAAUGCCAUCGAGGCAUACACUGAGCACAGGCCUGAAAUCACAUCCCGGGCCAUCAACCUUCUUUUCGACAUCGCCCGUAUUGAGCGCUGCCACCAGCUGCUGAGAGCCCUGCAGCUGGUGAUCACAGCCCUCAAGUGCCAUAAAGAUGAUAAGAACAUCCAGGUGACAGGCAGUGCAGCCCUCUUCUACCUUACAAACUCAGAGUACCGGCCUGAGCAGAGUGUGAAGCUACGGCGGCAGGUGAUCCAAGUGGUGCUGAAUGGCAUGGAGUCUUACCAGGAAGUUACAGUGCAGCGGAACUGCUGCCUGACACUGUGUAACUUCAGCAUCCCAGAGGAACUGGAAUUUCAGUACCGCCGCGUCAACGAGCUGCUGCUGAACAUCCUCAACCAGAGUCGGCAGGAUGAGUCCAUCCAGCGCAUCGCUGUGCACCUCUGCAAUGCCUUGGUCUGCCAGGUGGACAACGACCAUAAGGAGGCUGUGGGCAAGAUGGGGUUUGUCAUGACCAUGCUGAAACUAAUUCAGAAGAAGCUGACAGACAAAACUUGCGAUCAGGUGAUGGAGUUCUCCUGGAGCGCCUUGUGGAAUAUCACAGAUGAAACUCCUGAUAACUGUGAGAUGUUCCUCAACUACAGUGGCAUGAAGCUGUUCCUGGAAUGUCUGAAAGAGUUCCCGGAGAAGCAGGAGCUACAUCGCAACAUGCUGGGUCUGUUGGGGAAUGUGGCAGAGGUGAAGGAGCUCCGCCCCCAGCUUAUGACCUCUCAGUUCAUCAGUGUGUUCAGCAACCUGUUGGAGAGCAAAGCGGAUGGGAUUGAGGUAUCAUACAAUGCAUGCGGGGUCCUUUCCCAUAUCAUGUUUGACGGCCCAGAGGCUUGGUGUAUCUGUGAGCCACGCCGGGAGGAAGUGGUAGACAGGAUGUGGGCAGCCAUCCAGAGCUGGGACAUUAACUCCAGGAGAAAUAUCAAUUACAGGUCAUUUGAGCCAAUCCUUCGACUCCUUCCACAAGGCAUCUCCCCUGUCAGCCAGCACUGGGCUACCUGGGCACUGUAUAACCUCGUCUCUGUCUACUCUGACAAGUAUUGCCCCCUGCUGAUCAAAGAAGGAGGGAUCCCUCUUCUGAAGGACAUGAUUAAAAUGGCUUCAGCACGGCAGGAGACAAAGGAAAUGGCCCGGAAAGUUAUAGAGCACUGCAGUAACUUUAAGGAGGAGAACAUGGACACUUCCAGAUAGAGGCAGUGCCUCUUGCCAGCACUGUAUCCAGCUUCUCUCUAAUUCACUGUAUAUAGGGAGGACUCUUUCUCACCAGCUUGGCUGUUGGAAGGAACCUUUAUGUGUGUGCGUGUGUGCGCAUGUGUGUAUGUACGUGUGUGUGUGUGUGUGUGUGUGUGUGUGUGUGUGUGGGAGGGAGGGAGACCCUCAGUAGAUGAAGGUGCACAGGGGGAGGGGGGAGGGAUUUUUUGCACAACAGAUGCUUUCCUUAAAGUAGUGGAUUUUUCGUCUGGAUUGAAGUUGUGUGUGUGAUUUCUGUAUAAAAACAAAAAACCUGAAA
Molecule: messenger RNA, 2777 nt
Organism: Alligator sinensis (Chinese alligator)
Lineage: Eukaryota; Metazoa; Chordata; Crocodylia; Alligatoridae
Gene: ZER1
Product: zyg-11 related cell cycle regulator
Exons: 15
Coding region: 158-2458 (766 amino acids)
Cellular component (GO): Cul2-RING ubiquitin ligase complex
Molecular function (GO): protein binding
Source: RefSeq, a predicted model, not a curated record